Sphaeramia orbicularis (orbiculate cardinalfish) is the source of this 1120-nucleotide messenger RNA. RefSeq names its product tumor necrosis factor, alpha-induced protein 8-like protein 2 B. Gene Ontology annotation, biological process: regulation of apoptotic process. The transcript is spliced from 3 exons. Gene Ontology annotation, cellular component: cytoplasm. Bases 284 to 844 code for a protein of 186 amino acids. The record is from RefSeq and is a predicted model, not a curated record. Lineage: Eukaryota; Metazoa; Chordata; Actinopteri; Kurtiformes; Apogonidae.
AGAGAGUGUGAGUGAGCGGCAGAGGCUUGUGGGUGUGUCAUAGUAAUUUAGUUCCUCAAGGAAGUCCAAGUCAACAUUAUCUGAAGUCAGGGCUGAAGCAGUGACAGCGCAGCAGGAGGGUCUGUUUUCUGGAACUUCUGCUUCUGCUCAUGUUGGAAAAUGAAAGGAUCUGAUUAAAGCGCCUGGUGUGUGUGGGCUGUGACAGAACCAGAACCAGAACCCAGAACCCAGACCCAUCUGACCCAGGACAGGAGGGAGGAGGACCCAGCAGACACAGAACACCAUGGAUGCCUUCAGCUCCAAGGACAUGGCCAUGAAGGCUCAGAAGAAGCUGCUCAGCUCCAUGGCCAGUAAAAGCUCCGUGCAGAUGUUCAUCGACGACACCAGCAGUGAAAUUCUGGACGAACUGUACCGCGUCUCCAAAGAACACUCCGGUAACAAAGCCGAGGCCCACAAAGUCAUCAAAGACCUGGUGAAGAUCGCGGUGAAGAUCGGGGUGUUGUUCCGAAACAACUGCUUCAGCCCGGAGGAGCUGGGAAUCGCCCAGGACUUUAAAAAGAAGCUGCACAUGGGAGCCAUGACGGCCAUCAGCUUCUAUGAGGUGGACUUCACCUUCGAUAAGACUGUGAUGGCCGACCUGCUGACCGGCUGUAGGGACCUGCUGCUCAAACUGGUCAACACCCAUCUGACCCCCAAAUCCCACGGACGCAUCAACCACGUCUUCAACCAUUACUCCGAUCCGGAACUCCUGACCAAACUGUACGACCCCAACAGCUCCUUCAGACCUCACCUGACCAAGAUCUGCAAAGGACUCAACAAAAUGGUGGAGGACGGGACAAUAUGAGACGGACGCAGUUGGAUAAUAAAGUUCAUAUGUCCAGUGGAUAAUAAAGUCAGGUGGACAGUAUAUAACAAAGUCAGGUGGACAGUGGGAGAUGACCAAGCCUUGGACGUUCUGGACACUCACGGUCCCACUGCUCACAGGCAACAGCAAAUAAGUCCAACAACAACUGUGGGAUUUCAGUCAUGAUGGUCAAGUUAGUUUUCAGGUUUUGAAUGUUUGGAGGUGACAUAUAUAUAUAUAUAUAUAUAUAUAUAUAUAUAUAUAUAUAUAUAUAUA